Messenger RNA from Culex quinquefasciatus (southern house mosquito), 482 nucleotides. RefSeq lists its product as uncharacterized. The transcript has 2 exons. Bases 204 to 482 code for a protein of 92 amino acids. The record is from RefSeq and is a predicted model, not a curated record. Lineage: Eukaryota; Metazoa; Arthropoda; Insecta; Diptera; Culicidae.
AGACAGACCAGCUAACCCGUCGUCGUCGCAGACAGACAGACGAAGAAAUACCACGAACGCGGAGGUUCGUCACUUGAGCCAUCGAUCGACCAAGUCUUCGGCCGAAGGUUUUUCUUUUCUUCCGCACUAGAAUUUCGUUCGCCAAUUUGCGCGUGCGUACGUAGUUUAGUGGUCCGAUAAGCUUCAAAAUUGUCUGGCUAAGAAUGUGGAAACCGAUCGAGUUGGCGCUGCUUUCGCUGGGAGUAAUACUACUUUCUAAUCAAAUCGCCCAAACCAAUGCCCUCCUGAAGCGAUGCUACCAGUGCAGAUCCCGGGGGGAGCUCGGAAGCUGCAAGGAUCCGUUUACGUACAAUGCGACCCAGGUGGAGAAUGAACACGGUGUGACGGCGGUUCCGUGCGCGUCCGGCUGGUGCGGAAAGGUCAUCGAGGGACAGGGAUCGUUCCGGGAAGAUGGUGAGUGGAAAAUAACAUUUUUAACAUAA